Molecule: messenger RNA, 1587 nt
Organism: Loa loa (African eye worm)
Lineage: Eukaryota; Metazoa; Nematoda; Chromadorea; Rhabditida; Onchocercidae
Product: asparaginyl-tRNA synthetase
Exons: 11
Coding region: 1-1587 (528 amino acids)
Biological process (GO): asparaginyl-tRNA aminoacylation
Cellular component (GO): cytoplasm
Molecular function (GO): ATP binding; asparagine-tRNA ligase activity; nucleic acid binding
Source: RefSeq, a predicted model, not a curated record
AUGACUGUGUACAUCUGUCCGGAAACUGGAGAUGAUAAUAAUGAUGGCAGCGAACUGAAACCUUUGAGUAAGAACAACGAAGGAUGGGAAACAGAUGUGGGAAGCUGCCUCAAAGACGGCACUAAAGAAAAAUCAGAAACGUUACGAACAGGAAAUGUUGAAGAGAAAAAAGUUACAGCAAAGAAGAAUGCAGUGGAAGUGGGAGCAACAACGGCCCUUGAAGAAGCGAAAAAGGUGCAUAUAGAACUGAAUAUGAGUCUAUCAUGUCUCACAGGUCUGAAGAUUCGUGAUCUUAUUAAGCACCGUAAUGAACGUGUCUGCGUCAAAGGAUGGGUUCAUCGAAUACGUCGACAAGGGAAGUCAUUGAUGUUUUUUGUUCUUCGGGAUGGAACUGGUUUCCUUCAAGUGGUGCUCAUGGAUAAACUGUGUCAGACGUAUGAGGCUCUCAGUGUGAACACCGAAAGCACGGUUGAGAUUUACGGUGUAGUAAAAGAAGUUCCCGAAUGUAAAGAGGCACCGAAUGGGCACGAGUUAAUAGCUGAUUUCUGGAAAGUAAUAGGAAACGCACCCUCUGGAGGUAUUGAUAAUGUACUGAACGAAGAAGCUGGUGUCGACAAAAUGUUGGACAAUAGACAUUUGGUUAUUCGAGGUGAAAAUGCUGCUGCUUUGCUACGUUUGAGAGCAGCUACUACUCGAGCAAUGCGAGAGCAUUUUUAUAAUGCCGGCUAUGUAGAAGUCGCUCCACCGACUUUAGUUCAAACGCAGGUAGAAGGUGGAUCGACAUUAUUCAAAUUCGACUAUUUUGGUGAACCAUCGUAUCUUACACAGUCGUCACAACUCUAUUUAGAAACUUGCAUCCCGCCCUUGGCGAUGUCUUUUGCAUUGCUCAGUCUUACAGGUGUAGCAGAAAAAUCUCGUACUCGUCGACAUUUGGCGGAGUAUGCACAUGUUGAAGCUGAAUGCCCCUUCAUAACGCUAGAUGAUUUAAUGAUGAAAAUUGAAGAACUGGUUUGCGAUACAGUCGAUCGACUUCUGGCUGAUGAAGAAGCGAGAAAAUUAUUAGAACACGUUAAUCCGAAAUUUGAACCGCCAAAACGACCAUUUUUAAGAAUGCAAUACAAAGAUGCUAUCAAAUGGUUGCAAGAACACAACGUUCAGAAUGAAUUUGGUAACAGUUUUAGUUACGGUAAUGACAUCGCUGAAGCUGCAGAACGUUACAUGACUGAUACUAUCAACAAGCCAAUUCUACUGAACCGUUUUCCAAGCGAAAUUAAGGCAUUUUAUAUGCAGCGGGAUGCGCAGGAUAAUACCUUAACAGAAUCUGUCGAUCUUCUUAUGCCUGGCGUUGGUGAAAUUGUUGGGGGCAGUAUGAGAAUUUGGAAGUUCGAUGAGCUUUCGAAAGCAUUUGAAAAUGCGGAAAUCGAUCCGAAACCAUACUAUUGGUACUUGGAUCAAUGUCUAUUUGGCGCUUGUCCACAUGGUGGCUAUGGACUUGGUUUAGAACGUUUUAUUUGUUGGUUAACGAACACCUAUCACAUUCGGGAUGUGUGUCUCUAUCCACGCUUCGUUGGUCGAUGCGCUCCAUGA